AUGUUCAACUCAUCAUUAUCAAAUAGUACUAUUUUGGAUGCUUUAAAGGGAGAUAAUAGUAGUGGAGAUUUAGUUAGUCUCGAUGACUAUCUGACAAAAAUAUUACCAUUACAUUUUCAAAACUAUUUCCUUGAAGAUUUGGAAGCCUUUAGACAACAUACGCCAAGUGAAUAUAUUGACGGUCUGAUUAAGUCCCUUAAAGCUGGAAAAUUAAGUGAAUUUCCAUUAAACACUAAUUUUAUUAAACAAUUUGAACAUUUGAAAUCGCUUUCUUCAGGAUCUACAUUUUCUUCGUUAUCAUUCACUCAGGGGUUAAUAAUUGGCCAAGUUAGUGUUAUUAUUAUAUUUGCCCUUUUCAUGAGAUUCUUCAUAUUCAGCGAAGGUUCUUCAAGACAUAAAAAUCCCCCUGUAAUUGCAGUCAAUACAAAUAAUUCAAAGAUAAUGUCAAAUGUUUUGAAAAGAGGUGGUAAAAAUAGAUCGGAGAUAAAAUCUUCUGAUCCAUCCAUUGAUGAUAAUCAAAAUGAAAUGACUAUUCAAAUUAAUAAUAUUCUUCAGAAGACUUACUACGAUGUAAAUACCCACAAACAUGAAUCUCUAGAUUGGUUUAAUGUACUAAUUGCUCAAAUUAUUCAACAAUUUCGUGAUGAGGCAUACAAUAAAAAUAAUAUUUUAAAUUCAUUAAAUCUAUUCAUGCAGAAUAAUUCUACAAAUUUACCUGAUUAUUUAGAUACUAUUAAAGUCACAGAGUUAGACAUCGGUGAUGAUUUCCCAAUUUUCUCAAAUUGCAGGAUUAAAAAGGAAAAAAGGAAACUAGAAGCUAAAAUUGAUAUUGAUUUAAUAGAUAGAUUAUCACUAGGUAUAGAGACCAAAUUAUUAUUGAACUACCCAAAACCGGGUUUUAUGGCAUUACCAAUUAGUUUGACGGUUGCAAUUAUUAGAUUCCAAGGUUGCCUAACUGUAUCACUAACAAAAGGUGAUGAAUUUGUCCAGACAACUUCUCAAAAUGAAGACAAAAAAACAGAUGAUGAAGAUAAUGAUCAAGAAGAUAAUAGUUAUUUUUUGAUGUUUUCUUUUUCUCCAGAGUAUAAAUUUGAAUUUGACACCGAGUCAUUAAUAGGGGCUAGGUCAAAGUUAGAAAAUAUUCCACGUAUUCGUAGUCUGAUUGAGUAUCAAAUUAAAAAAUGGUUUGUGGAACGUUGCGUAGAGCCUAGAUUUCAAUUCAUCAAAUUGCCAAAUAUUUGGCCAAGAAGUAAAAAUACAAGGGAAGAGAAACAUAACGAGGAUGAUACUGCUAAGACUAAUUGA
This is a messenger RNA of Maudiozyma saulgeensis, 1305 nucleotides long. NCBI's taxonomy places the organism in Eukaryota, Fungi, Ascomycota, Saccharomycetes, Saccharomycetales, Saccharomycetaceae. The record is from the annotation of a GenBank genome assembly.